AUGGACGGGAACGAGAAACAAGGUUUGGCUGUGCUGCUGGACCAGGUCUGUCUGCUCAGCGUUCUCUGGCACUUGGACCUGAUCGAAUAUGGUCGAGUUCUGAUUGAAGAAGGAUUCGAUGACCUCGAGACCUUCUCUAAUGUGGGUAACCAGGACUUAAAGUCCCUUAAGCUGAAGCGUGAUGACGCUAGGAUGAUGGAAGCAUUCAUCACCUCUUGCCGUAACCUUCACAACGUUCUGCCUUUGGAUCCAUCAAGACCACUGGUGACAUGGGGCCACGUCCAGUCCGAAGCUUUCGAGUCUCUGUUGUCGAGCGUACGUGCUGCCGAAAAUCCACGUAGCAAACAGAAGAGUGUUUUAACGCUUCCACCAGCGCUGGACUCUCUCGACACUCUCUCGAGUUUCUUCCGCAGUCAGAAUGGAGGAAGACCAUCGAAGAUCAAGCCAAGAGUCCUCUCUGGGGCUCUAUCAGACAUACCACAAUGCAAGUCCAUCAUCGAAAAGGCUAGGAAGGCUGCCGUCGCCUGGGUCGAGUUGUCAUGUCGGGUUUCAAAAGGCGGGCCGAGUCAUGAGGCAACGACGUACCCACCAGCUCCUAUACAAGGCGGUCACAUCCAUGCCCUGUAUAGACCAUCUGUGAUGCAUGCGGGCUCACCAACAGCAUCUUCUCCGACUUCGGGAACCCCAGUUUGGUCGCCAGAAGCUGGUACAAACCUUUCGUCUCUUAGACAAGCAGACUCAACCGCAAGUGGUGUCGGGAGUAGAUCUGCAUCUAGUGCUAUGUCACCUCAAGAGUUGUAUGCCGAUAGACAAGACAGCAAUAGCAUGGCCUCACCGGGGCUGAAUGUAGCGUCAUACACUGGUCAAUCAUCACCACCUAUGGCCUACAGUCCCUCAAUCGCUAGUGUGACUCAUCUACCAACGUCUCAAACGCAGACGAUUUGGUCGCCUGUGAAUCAGGGGAUAUUCGCCUACGCUGCUCCUCCUGGCACACCUAUGCCACAGCAGGCGUAUAAUUCAACUCUCCAAAACACUCCAGUCACGUACGCACCUGACACGCCCCCUGAGACGUCACAGAACGUGUCCGCUGCUGCAUUCUGGAGCCCAUCCUACGAUGCCUAUCAGUUCACAACCACUCCAUAUGACCCAAAUCGCCCUCCAUACAACCAGCAGGGGGAAAGCUUUGCAGUCUACCCCUGUCGUUGUGUUGCUAUAUGGAGCCGCAGACACCGUGACCGUUUCUUGGACACCGCAUGGACCUUUUCGGCAACACUUGCAGUUCUCGCGCAUUUCUACCUACAUCCUGUGGACGCAACCAGUUCAAAAUGCUUCGACAGCCUUGAGCUGCUGUAUCCCCUACUUCGACUCUUCAGUUUUUUGCCUGUCAUGUCGAUCGUUACUCGCCUCCAAACCUACACCAGCUGGCUAGUCCACGAAUUCGGGCUUUAUACUCUUUACAAUGCAGGCCGCGAUGUCCACAUCAUCAUUGUGCUCCGGAUGAUGCGAGCGUUUUGUUUUGGCACUAUAGGACUCAUUUUCGCCUUGUAUUUCAACGCUCUUGGGGUCUCUGAUGCUCGUAUCGGGCUCUUCAUGACUCUGACUCAGCUCGGCGACGUGGUUCUAUCACUUGUCCUCACCUUCGGUGCAGACAGUCUGGGCCGACGUCGAGCAUUACUACUCGGAGCAAUGCUUAUGGUUGUUGCUGGUGUGAUCUUUGCAGGCACGGAGAACUACUGGUUGAUGCUGGCCGCGGCGAUAGUGGGAGUCAUCAGCCCUGGUGGAAACGAGAUUGGCCCCUUCCGAGCGAUCGAGGAAAGUACUCUGGCACACCUCUGCGAGACGCCAGAACAAAGACCUGAGAUAUUUGUCUGGUAUGUUGUCCUCGCCACUGUGACUGGUGCAGCUGGUCUUGUAGCCGCGGGGUUUAUCGUCGAUAUAUCGAAGAGCUUGGACAAUUGGACGGAAGUUGAUGGCUACAAAAUCCUCUUCUGGAUAUACGCCGGUGUUGGUGUCCUUCAAUGUUUUCUUGCCCUCUUCCUGUCAAAGGACUGCGAAUUUGACGAUCGGGAAACCCCUGACGAUUGCCGCAAACCAACCAGCUCCAUCAACACGGAUGAAAGCACUCCCCUCAUCAACCCACCAAAUGGCCACUCGAUACCCCCAUCCGACCCAGACGUCGAUCAUGAAAAACGCGGCUUCCGAUUGCCGAUCUCACGCAUCUCCCCUUCCACUAUCCCAGUCCUCCUCAAACUCCUUCUGCUCUUCAGCAUUGACUCUCUCGCCUCGGGCAUCAUGCCAUGGUCUCUACUCAACUAUUACCUCGAUCUCAAAUUCCCAAUCUCAAAGUCCACCCUUGGCACACUGAUGUCACUCGCCUGGCUCUCCAGCGCCGUGUGCAACAUAUUCUCUGCCCCACUCGCGCGCCGCAUCGGUCUGAUCCCCACGAUGGUUGCCACACACCUUGCUGCCGCAAUCUUCCUGGGUCUAACCCCCGUGCCACGCAGUCUCAGUUUCACUGUUGCGCUCAUUUUCGUCCGCGCCAGCUUGAAUAGUAUGGAUCAAGCCCCGCGCUCAGCAUUCCUGGCGGCUGUCAUUAAACCGAGUGAGCGCACGCCUGUCAUGGGCACGGUCAAUGUGUUCAAGACGCUGGCUCAGGCGGCAGGACCUAGUCUGACGGGCGCGCUGGCGCAGGAGGGUAGGUUCUGGAUUGCGUUUGUGGUGGCCGGGGCACUGAAGGUGGGGUAUGAUGUUGGGCUCUUGGUGCUUUUCUGGGGCAACAGGAUCGGGGAGAAGGAGAAAGAGGGGGACAGCGAGGAAGAGGUAGAUGGUGACGGUGACGAUAUUGGUGAGGGCGAAGGGCCGGCAAAUUGA
This is a messenger RNA of Pseudovirgaria hyperparasitica, 2871 nucleotides long. RefSeq names its product MFS general substrate transporter. The record is from RefSeq and is a predicted model, not a curated record. Gene Ontology annotation, cellular component: fungal-type vacuole membrane. Gene Ontology annotation, molecular function: transmembrane transporter activity. Gene Ontology annotation, biological process: transmembrane transport. The transcript has 6 exons. NCBI's taxonomy places the organism in Eukaryota, Fungi, Ascomycota, Dothideomycetes, Acrospermales, Acrospermaceae. The coding region runs from base 1 to 2871 and encodes 956 amino acids.